Molecule: messenger RNA, 1002 nt
Organism: Schistocerca gregaria
Lineage: Eukaryota; Metazoa; Arthropoda; Insecta; Orthoptera; Acrididae
Product: proteasome subunit alpha type-4-like
Exons: 5
Coding region: 44-778 (244 amino acids)
Biological process (GO): ubiquitin-dependent protein catabolic process
Cellular component (GO): proteasome core complex, alpha-subunit complex; cytosol; proteasome core complex
Source: RefSeq, a predicted model, not a curated record
UUUUCUGUUUCAAGCUACAGUACCCCCGUAACACUCUCACAACAUGUCACGCAGAUAUGAUACCCGUACUACUAUUUUCUCUCCAGAUGGGCGACUUUUUCAAGUUGAAUACGCCAUGGAGGCUAUCACGCGAGCGGGCAUGUGCGUGGGCAUCCUUACGAGCGAAGGCGUUGUCAUGGCCGCGCAAAAAAGAGUCGUGUCAAAACUGCUUGAAACCAAAGCUGAAAGCGAAAAAAUGUAUCGCGUUGAUAAUCAUGUCACUUGCGCCGUCGCUGGAAUCACUUCAGACGCCAACGUGAUGGUCAACUACGCCCGUAUGACUUCUCAACGAUACAUCUACACAUACCAAGAACCAUGUCCAAUCGAACAUCUAGUAAGAACAAUCUGCGACCUGAAACAGGGGUACACUCAGUUCGGCGGACAGCGCCCAUUCGGUGUGUCGUUCCUCUACGCUGGAUGGGACAAAGGCCUCGGAUUCCAACUUUACGCAUCUGAUCCGAGCGGGAAUUAUGGCGGUUGGAAAGCAUUCAGUAUUGGCACGGGAAAACAAGUCGCGGAAUCCAUAUUUAAAGAAGAUUACACUGAUGACAUUUCUCUCAAGAACGCCAAAGAAUUGGCGAUCAAAAUCCUUAGUAAAGCAAUGGAUUCAGCCAACCUAACAAGCGAAGUCAUCGAAUUCGUAACUCUCACCAGAGAUUCAGAGGGAAACUGCAUAAACCAUAUCUAUACGGCAAAAGAAGUCGACGACCUCAUCGCAACCAUAUCCAUCGAAAGUUAAACUUGUCUCAGCAAAAGGCGAGACAUGUCCCUCUCAGCCGCCGGAUGAAUCCACUUUCAGGUCUCACAAAUGAUCUCCGUGCUUGGUCGAUCCCCUAUAGGGAUUAGGAUUCCAUGAGCUCUUUUGCAAUUCACAUUUUCCUAUAAAACUCCAUCCUUGAUAUUCACUUGACCAUUUUUGAUGAAAUGAACAAGUACAAUAUACACGGCACCCCUUUUUCUUUA